ACACUAUACAACUUAAGGAGCCCUAGUUUUAUUUCUAAAUCAGCUUGCGCCGCCAUUAUCUUCUCGAUUCACCGGCACCGCUUCUGUCUUCUCUCUCUAUUUUUCUUUUUAAGUUUCUUCAUCUUCACUUUGCUUCUCUCUGCGUUGUCUUCUUCUUCUCUAAUUUUCUUUUAAACUUCUUUAUCUUCACUCUGCUUCUCUCUUGGUUGUCUUCUUCUUCUUCUACUUUCUAUUUUCCCUCAAACCAAGAUAAUUCAUAUACCAAUCUCAAAAGACAUAAAAUUGAAAAAAAAAAAAAAACUCAAAAAAUGAGGCUUUAUAAUUCGCCUUCUUCGGCAGCUUCGAAAGCAUCAUCGGACUCGGAUCAUCCAACAUGGGGAUAGCCUCAUCAGUUUCCUUAACGAUCUUCGAUCUCCCUUUUGCAGGUGUGGUUUUACUUCGACUGCCUAUGUUCUCUUUAUUGUCCGAAUCAGCAAUCACUCUGCUUCAUAUGUUAAUCUAAUGUUUCCGAUGACGACGGAGGAUGAUUCUUGAUAUACAACUAAUGGUAAAGCCAAAGCAGAGACAGCUCCAUGGUGCCCCUGAUGAGGGAGAUUGGAUGGUGGUGAAGAAGCAGAGAAUCACAAUUAUAAUCCCACCUUUACCUAAUAAGAAGCACUCAGCAAUGCCCUGUAUAGGAGAUGCUCAGCUGCAAGAAAAACCAACAGGCAUCACCAACUCCCACUUGCAAUGCUCCAGAUCAUCCACUGUUGAACCUCAAGCACCAAGUUUAUCCCAUCGUAGAGAGGGAAACGACAUUAAUCCAUGCAGCAGCAUCCCAAGAGCUAGGCAAGGAAUGAAGAUAUUUGGUGAUAGCACCUCAUUUCUAAAUCAAAGGAUGAGAGCAUCCUAUCUAGAGAAAAAGAUUAGGAAGGCGGGUGGGUUGGAGAAUUGGCUCAUCUCUCUCGGCCUUGCACGAUUCAUCAAGGUUUUCCAGAUGAGAAGGGUCGGCAAAUUUCAGCUGGCAAAUCUUACUAUGCAAAAGCUCAAAGACAUGGGCACAGAUGCCGUUGGCCCCAGGAGAAAGCUCAUGCAUGCCAUCGACUGCCUCUGUCAACCCCAUUGUUUCCACCACAUCUGAAUGUUUUACCGGGUUAAAUGUUUUACCUUUUUAGCUUUACCUCCAUGUAUAAAACUUUACUCCACCCCCAAGAUUACUAUGUAAAAAUCUUACUAUGAUUCUUUUAUCCUAUAAAUCAAUUUUAAGAUUCA
Molecule: messenger RNA, 1251 nt
Organism: Salvia miltiorrhiza (redroot sage)
Lineage: Eukaryota; Viridiplantae; Streptophyta; Magnoliopsida; Lamiales; Lamiaceae
Exons: 2
Coding region: 524-1120 (198 amino acids)
Molecular function (GO): protein binding
Source: RefSeq, a predicted model, not a curated record